CAACAAUAAGGAGGAGCCACUGGGAAGAGCUGGAAGGUCGUGGUUAGCACUCCCCACCACAUUUUUACAACAGCACCACACACCCGGCCGGAGAGUGAGGAAACUCCCCAGCGGAUUAUUUAACUACAGAGGUUUCCUUCAGACCGGUGUUUGGUCAAAUAGCUUAUGUUUGUUCGCUAAAUGAAGACUGAGACAAAAGCCCGAAGACCCACACAGGUUUCCCGCAUCCCCCCAGACUCCUGCGUGGCCCUCCAGACGAGCGCAGCUUGCCACAAAGCGGCGGUACCUCCGGUUUAGUGAACAUAAUCCUGUUGCUGAUAUUGUGGGUUCAACAUUUGUUGGUUUAAACGCCUCAUAUGACUUCUGGUUAUUAUUUUCAGUGCAGAUAGUUAUUGAAAGACUGCCAGUUGUCUGUUUUGAAGUCCUACGGUCGUUUAUAUUGCAGUUUGUUUCCGUAGCCUAAAGAGGCACGAGAGAUCACAAAGGUGGCUAAUGUUAGCGACUAGCUCGCGACACAAACGAGUCCCGUCUCCGUACGAAACUUCGAGAGGUCGUUCGGUGUGUUUACACGAGACUAUUCGCAUUAAGCAGCAGAACACACAUUUUGUAACGGGGAACCAAAUACUAUUUGCCUAGUUAGUUGGCUUUCUUGCUGGACAGGCCAGCCUCCUUGUAUCGAAUAACAAAUGGGCUAGUGUUAGCUAACGCUGACUGAGCUGCUUUAAUAUUGUCACACAAGUAAGGAAAUUAAAAACGUUAAUUUCAUUUAGUAGUUUCUUUUAGAUUAUCAGUAUGGUGGUAUUUUAAUGAGAAUUUACUUUAAGCUAACAAUCAAGGAAGAUGGCUGAAGUUAUUAUAUGUGAAUGUCUCAAUCACAUUUUAGUUUGAUUUGAGUCGCUGAGAGCCAACGAAAAGGACUGGAGUUGGGAUAUCAAUUGACGAUCGGAAUUAAUUCUGUCCCUGGUGUUAACCGGAUUUUUGGCCUCUUUGGAUCGACGUGGGAGCAGCGGGAUUUCGACGUCCACUCUUAUCUGUCACUGUCGAUAUUUUUCCCUCUCCCUCCACCCCCACAACCGAUCCCCGUUUCUCUCUCCGAUGCGGAUUGUUGAGUAGCACCGGCAACCAAAUCAAUACGGCAGCCGGACAUGCUGAAGUGUAUCCCUUUGUGGCGCUGUAACCGCCACGUCGAGUCGGUGGACAAGCGACAUUGCAAUUUGCAAAAUGUCCCCGACGAGAUAUUCCGCUACAGCCGCAGUCUGGAAGAGCUUCUCCUCGACGCCAACCAACUCAGAGAUUUACCCAAGCCUUUCUUUAGACUUCUGAACCUGAGGAAGCUGGGCCUGAGUGACAAUGAGAUCCAGAGGCUCCCUCCUGAGGUGGCCAACUUCAUGCAGCUGGUGGAGCUCGACAUCUCCAGAAACGACAUUCCUGAGAUCCCAGAGAGCAUUAAGUUCUGCAAGGCGUUGGAGAUUGCAGACUUCAGUGGAAACCCCCUCUCCAGGUUGCCUGAUGGUUUCACUCAGCUGCGAGGGCUCGCCCACCUGGCCCUCAACGACGUGUCACUGCAGACACUGCCCAACGACAUAGGAAACCUGGCCAACCUGGUGACGCUGGAGCUCAGGGAGAACCUGCUCAAGUCCCUGCCCACGUCGCUCUCUUUCCUGGUGAAACUGGAACAGCUGGACCUGGGCAGCAAUGAACUGGAAGUGUUGCCAGACACACUCGGUGCUCUCCCUAAGCUACGGGAGCUGUGGUUGGACCGUAACCAGCUCUCCUCAUUGCCACCAGAGCUGGGGAACCUGCGGAGGCUGGUGUGUCUGGACAUGUCAGAGAACCGCCUGGAGGAGUUGCCCUCGGAGCUGAGCGGCCUGCUGGCCCUCACUGACCUGCUGCUCACACAAAACCUCCUGGAGGUGGUCCCUGACAGCAUAGGCUCUCUGAAGCAGCUGUCCAUCCUGAAAGUGGACCAGAACCGACUGACCCACCUGAGCGACUCCAUAGGAGAGUGUGAGAACCUGACUGAACUCGUGCUGACCGAGAACCUCUUACAGACUCUGCCUCGCUCGCUGGGCAAGCUGAAGAAGCUGACCAACCUGAAUGCGGACCGCAACCGGCUGGGCGGCGUGCCCGAUGAGCUGGGCGGCUGCGCCAGCCUCAACGUGCUCUCCCUCAGGGACAACCGCGUGGCCAAGCUGCCUGCCCAACUGGCCGACGCCACCGAGCUCCACGUGCUAGACGUGGCAGGGAACAGGUUACAGAACCUGCCGUUUGCCCUGGCCAACCUCAACCUGAAGGCCAUGUGGCUGGCAGAGAACCAGUCCCAGCCCAUGCUCAAGUUCCAGACGGAGGAUGAGGAGAGCACCGGGGAGAAGGUGCUCACCUGCUACCUGCUACCCCAGCAGCCUUCCUCUAGCCUGGAGAACCUGCUCCAGAACAGUGUGGAUGACAGCUGGACAGACAGCAAUCUGAACCGCGUGUCAGUCAUCCAGUUCCAGGAGGAGACCACCAAGCAGGAGGCGGAGGACGACGAGGCGGCCGCGGAGCGCAGGGGUCUCCAGCGGCGGGCGACACCGCACCACAGUGAGCUGAAGGUGAUGAAGAAAGUGAUUGAGGAGAGGAGGAACGAGGCCUACACGUCCAGAGCUGAUGGAGAGACGGAGUCCCCUGGUGCUGAGGAGAAGCGGCUGAGCGAUCUGUCCAAUCAGAGCCACGACUCUGCGGCGUCCAACAGCACGGCCUCUGCCAACUCCCACGAAGAGCGGCGGGGCCUGAUGACCACAGACCUGGUGGGUGGGCGUGGCCCCCAGGAGGAGGAGGAGCUAGAUGAGAUGGAGGUGGAGUACGUAGAGCCCACGGUGCACUUUGCAGAGGAGCCCAUGUACCGGGGUGGGGACGAGAAUGGUGACGAUGAGGAGGGCGAGGAUGGGGUCCCACACGGCUACGAAGAGGAACAACAGAGGCCCCAGUUCCCCACGGAGAAGCAGCGUCUGAUCAGGAAGGACACGCCGCACUACAAGAAGCACUUCAAGAUCACCAAGCUGCCAAAACCCGAGGCGGUGGCCGCGUUACUGCAGGGCUUCAGCCCCGACGCUCACCUGGCCCAACACCCCGCCUCGCACCACACUGCCCCCGAGGAGGAGGAGGAUGAGGAGGAGGAAGGGGAUGAGUGUAUGGUAACUCCACAGCGCCACAACAGGAUAGAAGAGCCAGAGCUGGAGGAUAGGAGUCUGCUUCAUGCCAACUCCUCCCUGCAGCCGGUCAAGGGGGUGUCAUUUGAUCAAGUCAAUAAUCUGCUGAUUGAGCCUGCUCGAAUUGAGGAGGAAGAGCACAACCUGACCAUUCUACGGCAAACUGGGGGUCUGGGCAUCAGCAUAGCCGGAGGAAAGGGGUCCACACCCUACAAGGGGGAUGAUGAGGGCAUCUUCAUCUCCAGGGUGUCUGAGGACGGACCUGCAGCCCGGGCUGGGGUCAAAGUGGGAGACAAACUCCUCGAGGUGAACGGCGUGGCCCUCCAGGGGGCGGAGCACCACACGGCGGUGGAAGCCCUGCGCAGCUCGGGCACCGCUGUCUCAAUGAGCGUCAUCCGGGAGCACAUGGUGGAGCCGGAGAACGCCAUCACCACCACGCCGCUGAGGCCCGAGGACGAUUACUUCCCCCGGGAGAGACGGGCCAGCGGGCUGCCCUUCUGCAUGGAGGCCAGCUCCCCAGCAGGCCCCCGACACAGGCGGUCUACCUGCCUGGUCCGCAACGACAAGGGCCUGGGCUUCAGCAUCGCCGGGGGCAAGGGUUCCACGGCCUACCGCACGGGGGACUUGGGCAUCUACAUCUCCCGUAUCGCAGAGGGAGGGGCGGCCCACCGAGACAGCACGCUCCGCGUCGGGGACAGGGUCAUCACCAUCAAUGGUGUAGACAUGACAGAGGCCAGGCAUGACCAGGCAGUAGCGCUGCUUACCGGCACCUCCCCCACCAUCGCCCUCCUGGUGGAGCGCGACCAGGCCGAGCCGGGCGCCGCAGGGGGCUCCCCGGGCCUGUCCCGCGCCCGCGCCCACUCCCCCCCGCCCCCAGAGCCCUCCGACUCGCCCGAUCAGGAGGAGGGCAACGACGACUCGCCCCACGGGACCCACAUGAGCCGGCCGCUGCAGGACGAGUACCCCAUCGAGGAAGUGAUGUUGGUGAAGGCGGGCGGCCCUCUGGGACUGAGCAUCGUGGGAGGCAGCGACCAUGCCAGUCAUCCGUUUGGCAUCAGCGAGCCUGGUGUCUUCAUCUCAAAGGUGAUCCUGCAUGGCUUGGCGUGUCAGAGUGGGCUGCGGGUCGGGGACAGGAUACUGGAGGUGAACACCAUCGACCUGCGCCACGCCACCCACCAGGAGGCUGUUAAAGCCCUGCUCUCCAACAAACAGGAGAUCCGCAUGCUGGUGCGCAGGGACCCCUCACCGCCCGGGAUGCAGGAGAUAGUGAUCCAGAAGCAGACUGGAGAGAAGCUGGGCAUCAGCAUACGUGGCGGUGCCAAAGGCCAUGCUGGCAACCCUUUCGACGCCACCGAUGAGGGCAUCUUCAUAUCCAAGGUGAGCUCCAGCGGUGCAGCGGCCAGAGACGGCCGUCUGCUGGUGGGCAUGCGGAUCCUGGAGGUGAGCAACCACAGCCUGCUGGGCAUGACCCACACGGAGGCCGUGCGCGUGCUCCGCGCCGUGGGAGACACCCUGUUCAUGCUGGUGUGUGACGGCUUCGACCCAGGCAACGCUGCCGCCAUAGAGGCGUCGCCGGGCAUCAUUGCCAACCCGUUUGCGGCGGGCAUCGUGCGUAAGAACAGCAUGGAGAGCAUCUCCUCUAUAGACCGAGACCUGAGUCCUGAGGAGAUGGACAUCCUACAGAAGGAGGUGGAGAUGGCGAGAGAGACGUCCCAGUGGGAGAGAGAAGAGGUGAACCUGGGCACUGGACCUCUGAAUCUGGACUACCGGACGCUGGCCGCACUGCCCACCACCUCUCUGCAGAAGGUCAACAGGGCACCCUCCACUGAGCCCCCCAGGACUGACAGUCCCAUUAGAGAUGCCCCCUACUCACCUAGCACACAACCGCCCAGUGCUCAUUCCUCCACCAGCUCCCUGUGUGCAGGCAGGGAGACCCGCUUCGCAAGCAUUCAUUUACCCCCCACUGCACUGCCUGCCAAGAAUAACUCGCCAUUGAGUCCCUAUGAGACGAGGCCGGGUUCCAUCCAGCCACUCUCCCGUGGUGGCGGGCGGCCAAGCACCUCGCCAGGCACUCCGGACGGGCACAGCAGAGACGGGCACAGCAGUCCCAACCCCUUCCAGCAUGGCCCUUCCCCCAUCAACUCCCAGACCUCUCUGCAGCCUCGUGCCCCCUCCCCUGACACGAUCGAUGAGUUCUCCCUGAACCCCAAGCAGGCAUACAAGGCGUUUGCCGCCGUGCCUCACUCGCUGGCCAUGCUGGAGCCGCCGCUGCAGGACCUGUAUGGCCAGAGGAACAACAUCCACUCCAACCUGCCUUCUCCUUCUCCAGAGACUCCGUCUCCCGGGGGCAGAGACAGCCCAGAGCAGCGCUCCUUCAGGGACAGACAGAAGUACUUUGAGAUCGACAUGAAGCAGCAGACGCCCGACAGCAAGCCCAAAGGCCGCGUGUCCCUGGUGGGAGCAGAUGACCUGAAGAAGAUGAGGGAGGAGGAAGAGAGGAGAUUCGAGCAGCGGGCGCGGGAGUACCUGAUGGAUGACGAUGAUGAGGAGGAGGACGACCUGGUGAAGCAGAUGGGAGUGUUGAAGGCCACGGGCAAGGUGUUGCUGGACGGGGUGGAGUACAAGGUGGAGCCCGUGGCCACGCCCCCCAGGCACUAUAACACGCCCCCCAGCUACAGCGCCACGCCCCCUAGCUACUGUGGCAGCUCAGGGCCCUCGUCAGUGGAUGGUAAAGGAGACUCCCAGAGGAAUUCCUUAGAGGAGAGCUUCAGGUUGGAUCAGCAGCGGCCCAACUCCAUGACUGGUCUGAUCCCAGUGUACCCUGGAGAGUCGGGGGCUCCCAUCCGGACGGCCAAGGCAGAGCGGAGGCAACAGGAGCGGCUGAGGAUGCAGAGUCCAGAGCUGGCUCCGGCCGGAGACAAGGACCUGUCCCCCGCCGAGAAACGGGCUCUGGAGGCCGAGAAGAGGGCCAUGUGGAGGGCAGCAAGGCCCUAUGGCCUAGAGGAGGAUGUUAGGCAGUAUGAGCAGGACCUGGCUAAGAGGCUCUACCAGUCGCGAGUGAGGGCGUCUCAGGGCACCGUGCCGCCCCCUCAGCCCCAAAACGCUGCCGCUUCCUCCGCUGCCUCCCAGCUCAGGAUGAAGUCUCUGGAGCAGGAUGCUCUGAAGGCUCAGAUGGUCAUCGCUAAGUCUCGGGAGGGAAAGAAGCGUGGCACACUGGACCAGCUGGCCGAGUCACCCUCGCCCGCCCCCACGCCAUCCCCCACCCCUCUGGAAGAUUUCAGUCCCAGAGGAGUGACGUCACCAGGCAGACUGUCCCUGUCGGAAAAGAAGUUUGACUACCGACAGUUUGCUGCCAUUCCUUCUUCCAAACCCGUAUACGACAUCCAGUCCCCUGACGCGGUGGACGACUUUCAGUUCAUUGACGACGGCUCCAGCAACCCCGUGCCCGCUGAGGUGCCCGCUGCCACCUCAACGCUGGAGGAAAUGGCCCUCUACAGAAACAAGCGCAAGCUGAGGCAGGGCCGCCGCAGCCUGGAGACCGCCGUGCCCACAUAACACCUCACACACACACCUACCGCAGGAGACCCGGGUGUGACACACACACACACACACACACACACACACACACACACACACACACACACACACACAGAGGUGGCGCUGAGUCACUAUACACUACACACACUCACAAGUUUGGGAGAUGCGUCCCAUGUAACCACUGCAGAGACUAUGAUGCUGAUAAUCAACAAACACACACACCGUGUCCUGCGUGCCAGUCUUGCCUUGACAGUCUGAGGAUGAGUUGGCAUGAACACAAGGCCCAACGUUCCCGAUACCAGGGAGGAGGAGGGCCUGUGAGGCUAGCAUUACGUUUCAAAGUUUUCCUUUUUAUUUGGGUUAUUUUUCUUCAGUUUGCGUUUUAGAAGCUGAAUUAUAUUAACAGGCGACUUGUGUUUUUAUUUUUGCGCCUCUUGAUUUUUUUGCAGUUUUAAAAGAAAAAUGUGUUCUGGAAGAGCAAUGGAGAAAAAAAAAUAUGAAAUGUGUAGCUGUAAUACUAACUUUUCAGAUGCUAUUUUGGAGGUUUUCAGUGAAUAGAUUGUGAAACGUCAGGAUUUUUAGUGGGCUUUGGGAAGGGGGGAGUGUAUAUAUUGUUGGAGGUGGGAACAUACUGCUACCUUCACUGCCACGUGUGCAAUGCAUUUUAAACACUACGUACAUAUCUCGAUUGCACUGCUUCGAAAACAUUUUAAUCUUUUAAAAUAAUUUAUUUUGCUUGCGUUUUAUUACUCUAAUCUAAAGCCUCCCCUGUAAUCCAUUGUUGUUAAUCCCUGUACAACCAAACAAUGGCACGGUGCACAGCAUUUUAUUUAUCCUAAUGACAUCAAAGCAUAUGAUUUCAUAUUAUUCACAAUGAUCCUAUGAGGCAACCGCUAUUUUUUUUAUAAUAAUUUUUUUAAUAUUUUUGGACAAUAAAUAUAUUUGUUUUCACUUUGUUGCUGCACCGGCCUAAACCAGGUUCUGACUGAUGAAAUGUCCCUAAUGUAGCAUGGUACAUGUACAGGCUGUCACAUACUCUUGUAGGGAAACUGAUCUCAGUACAGUUUAUAUCAGUGGACCAGAGUAAAGGAGCUCUAGCUGUCCUAGGACAGGUUUAUGGGAGUCUGUCAGAUUCCCAUUCUAGAGAAUGUAACUACACUGGAGAGACCAGCAGACAUGCGUAUAUUGACAGAAAUCAGAUGAGCCUCUAGUUCUAAUUCAAAAUGCCUGUCAAUUUGUGAACAUAUAAACUCAGUUUCAGCUUCAUCUCCAUUGACAUUAUACGGUACUUUCCCAGCCCUUUUUGUGGACAUCAUUUGUCAAUGUGAAUCUCACUCAUAUCUUUCGUAUCUGGAUGGUAUUCCAGAUUUGGCAGGUGAAGGUAGCAGGUGUUUGCUUAUUUUUUUUAUCUGUCUUUGGUUAAUUUAAAUCUGACGCCACUGAAAAUCCUUUAUCAUUGUGUGAAUAAUGUACAAAAUACUAAAAGGAAAGCAAAACUUAACGGUCGGAACUGAGCCAGUCUACUAAGCCACGACCAAGCAAGUGUCUGGACUGGGGAGCUCUCCCUCUCUCGCUCUUGCUCUCUCUCGCUCUCUCUGCAUGUAUAUUGGCUUUACUGUGAGAACCUGUAGAGGCAGAAAACAUUUUGUUAAUCCCUCUCGAAAUCUCAUUCCACCAUCAUUCUCAAUCUGUCUUUCCUCUGCUUUACCUGCUGCGGAUGUUAUCUGAUUGCGGCAUUGUUGGAGAAGCGCGUUUUAAUCAUGGUUUUCUGUGUUGCUCUCCCUGACUGAAAUUCAGUUAGGUUGAUAACAUUUGCAAAUGGCUGAUUUUCUUAGUAGGAAAAACUUUCCAGAAAAUGGGAUUCACUACAUUUUUAAGGCAGAACUGUUUGAUCUUUUUUUGGUUACUCUCUUGAAUUCUCUUGGCUGUUGUUUUUCCAAAUGGGUCGGAGGAGAAGGGCAGAAGUGCUGGGGUCAAGGGUUAGAGCUCAUCCAAGACUGUAACUAGUGAAUUUGUACAACCAAAGAAGUCUAUUUUGUCGUUCAGGAACAAUAAAAUUUACUUUUCAUUUAACAAGCUGA
Molecule: messenger RNA, 8806 nt
Organism: Salmo salar (Atlantic salmon)
Lineage: Eukaryota; Metazoa; Chordata; Actinopteri; Salmoniformes; Salmonidae
Source: RefSeq, a predicted model, not a curated record